This is a messenger RNA of Rotaria sp. Silwood1, 1179 nucleotides long. Lineage: Eukaryota; Metazoa; Rotifera; Eurotatoria; Philodinida; Philodinidae. The record is from the annotation of a GenBank genome assembly.
AUGAAACUAUUGAUCUUCACUCAUUUUUGUAUCUAUUUAAUACCAUUAGUUGUUUGUAUCGUUGAAUUUCUUGUUGGUUGGACUCAAAUAAAAGACCCUAUUGGAGAUAGUUGUGAAGUAUUUUAUACGAAUAUCUAUGUUCAAAUAUUUAAUAUAAUUUUCGCGUGUGCAUUACCAAUGUCCUUGAACAUGCUGUUAAUUUAUGCCAGUGUUCAUCAUGUUCAUUUAACAUCAGUUUUACAAUCGACACAACAUCAUGUUUCAGCUCGUGAAAAAUAUCAUCGUUCAUUAGUCAUUCAAUUUUUCUGUUUUUAUUUUAUUUGGGGUGUACUUUGGUUACCAUAUGUUAUUAUUUUUCAAGUAUCAUUUCGUCAGCAGAAUGUGAUGAAUGUCGUUAUGCUACUUAGUCUUGUGGAAACAGCAUGUGAUCCAAUAAUUGUUGGAGCAUUAGAUGUUCAUGCACGUCUUGUUCAACGAGAAUAUCGAAUUAAUAAAUGGAAUACACUUGACACACGUUUUGGUGCAACAGUAACGACAUUACAACAAGAAAUACCAUCGAUUCAAUCAAUGAGACGUAUUCGUUUACUGAAAAUUAUGGAACGUUUUAGUGGUGAUGUUGAACAAGUUCGAAAAUUUAUACAAGUUUUUGAAGAACGACAUCAUGAACAUAAUGAAAAUUCAAGUGUAUCUCGACAUGAAAAACGAGAAGAAUUAAAAACAAAAUAUGCUACUCAUCACGUCGUACAGCAAAAAAAAGAAAAAUUAGAAGAACUUAAUGCAAAAUAUGCAAAUCAAAUUGCACAAGUUGAAAGUGAUGGUAUAAUAAUUAAAAAUAAGCAACUUCUAAUACGUUUAUUAGAAAAAACUGAUGGACAAGUUGAUGUUGUUAAACAAUUUUUGAAUGAAAGAAAAGAAUAUCGAGAUAAAUAUCGAAAUGAAGCACAAGAUAUAACAACACAAGAAACUGAUGAAACAGAAUCAACAUUGAGAAAACGAUGUAAACUAAGUAUUGAUGAUAUUGAUAAUCUUAAACGACUUCGUUCAGCUGGUGUACAUGGAAAUUCAAUGAAAGUAUUAGCAAUCUUUCAUAAAUGUAAUGAAUCAAUUGAAAUGGCAAUUGUUCGAACUCAAGAAGAACGACAACGACGUCUUCAAUCUCGAGAUGAACAAAAAUUUUGA